Messenger RNA from Cladophialophora immunda, 2976 nucleotides. RefSeq lists its product as uncharacterized. Bases 1 to 2976 code for a protein of 991 amino acids. NCBI's taxonomy places the organism in Eukaryota, Fungi, Ascomycota, Eurotiomycetes, Chaetothyriales, Herpotrichiellaceae. The record is from RefSeq and is a predicted model, not a curated record. The transcript has 2 exons.
AUGGUCGACCCUCUUACAACUUUCGCCGCGGCCGGCAACGCCCUUCAGUUUGUCCAGCUGGGGAUUGACUUGAUCGGCAAGACCAUCGACUACUCGCAAGGCGGCGGCAACAACAGUUUCCAGGCACUGCGUGAUUGUGUGCAGCGUCUGUCGGUCUCAAGUGCCCAUCUCCAGAGGUCGAUGGAGUCCAACGCUUCCCAGCCGCUGAAUCCGGGACCUGCCCGUGCUUUGCAUCGUGCAAACCUCGAAUGCUUGAGAGUGUCUCAGCAAUUCACGGCAAUUUUGGAUAAACUGGGCCUCAAUAGACCUCAUAGCCUGUGGAGCAGUGUCAAACUGGCACUGAAAAGUCACGUUGACAAACCUAAAGUCGACGCCCUGUCGCGAGAUUUGGAUCAUGCCAGGGCAAAUCUGAUGCUCUCCCUCAUGGUUUACCUCCACGACCAGUCAACUGUCGACCGCCAGAAUACGAGCGAGGAAAUGCGUGUCAUUACAGAACAAGCCCUGAGGGCUACCGCGGAGUCCGCGGCUAUCAGAAAUGACAUUGCCAGUCUCAGUUCCAGUCUUUCCUCGCUGACAAUUGACGACACGACAAUAUCUCUUGCUUUUGAAGAUGCUCUGAGACGCUGCGAAAGUUAUCUUGCAAAUGAGGUCGAGGCGCUCUCUAAGCGUCUGGAACGGCUCAACGAUGGGCUCAAAGCUCUGUCGGAGGAGGUGAACCAGCUCCUUCCUACAAUGACACGAGAGAUUGCCGCUCGACGCUCCAUCAUGGACAGUCUAUGGUUUGCGAGAUUCAACAACAGACGCGAUCGAAUCAGUCGAGCCUACAGCAACACAUAUCAAUGGAUCUUCAGGCACAAGGAUAGUCAAGUGAUUGUGUGGGAUGAUUUCGUUCAGUGGUUAUACUCGAGCAGAAACCCUAUAUACUGGGUAUCGGGAAAGCCCGGUUCUGGCAAAUCGACACUUAUUCGAGAGCUUGACGAAUAUAUAAAGAACUCGCAGUCCCUAUCCACGUCAGGGAAUGAUGCUGACUUUAUCAUGGCUUCAUUCUACUUUUGGUAUGCUGGCAAUAAUGACGAAAGGUCAAUGACUGGCCUGCUCCGAACUCUCAUACACCAAUUGCUCUCACAACGUCUUGACAUUGUGGAUCAAGUGAUUUCAGCCAGUAGAUGGGAGUCGAGCCUAUAUGGACCCUCCCAUCUGCAUGUGUGGGAAGAGAAGGAAUUGAUUCAAGUUCUGUGCAGAGUUCUUCAAUGUCUGGGAACCAGCAAGCGGAUUUUGCUGUUUAUCGACGGCCUUGAUGAACAAGAAGGUCCGGAUGACCAACGACAGGAAGUUCUGGACCUGAUAUCCUCUGUCACACAAGACAACAACGUUAAGGCGUGUGUAGCCAGCCGGCCCUACAACAUCUUCCGGGACGAGUUCAAGGAAUGCCCGCAACUCCGGCUUGAAGACCUUACAAAAGAUGACAUACGCCUCUACGUCCGUGGCAAGCUGGGUGAAAAUCCACACUUUCAGCGUCACCUACGAAGGAUGCCGCAGCUUCUUCGCGAUAUAACCGAGGAGAUUACGACGAGGGCCGGAGGGGUAUUCCUAUGGGUGCGCUUGGUCGUGCGUGAUCUUCUGAGAGUCCUCAGGGACGGAGGCAGCACAAAGCACUUAUUCAGAGAACUUGAGAGUAUUCCCCUCGAUUUGGAUGAUUAUUUCAGACGCAUGUUCGAGCUUGUCGAAAAGCCAUACAGAAAAGAGGCAUCGAUCAUCCUGCAGACAGCAUUGUGCUCCAGCAGCGAGGGCAAUGCAAAGGUUGACGGUGCAUCUGACUUCGAUUUUCUCCUCAUGCAUCUGUAUUUUAUUGACCAAAGUGAAGAUCUGAGCUUUGGGGCAAACUCAUACUUGUGCGAUGUCGAUUUCACUCAUCAAGAAGAGGCCGAGGAUUUGCUCGAAUCGUUAGAGCGAAUGCUGACAAGCAGAAGUAUGGGCCUCCUGGAGAUCGGGCCGAGUACUCUUGCACCUUCGCGUUUGGGACGCUUGCAAGCUGAGUCGCCGAUCGAAUUUCUGCACAGGACAGUAAGAGACUACUUUGCUGGCCCUGCUGCAAGAGAUCUGCUUCACCAACACACCGGGGGACCUUUUGAUGCUCACAUGUUCCAAUGCAACCUCAUGGCCGUCAGUCUAAGAAAUUUCGUCCUUCAUAAUCAAUGGCUCCCAACGGAAUACCUUGCUGUGAAAAAAUUCCUCCUGCAAAUUACGAAACGACGAGAUGCAGAGGGGCCGGCAUUCGUGCUGUUUGAAAAGAUGGUGGAGCUAUUCAAUGAGCACCGUAGCGUAGUACGUCAGAAAUUGCUGAAGGAGUGUCCCGGGAUAGCUUUCGACAUUGCAUUAAACCAUUGGCUGCAGGAUCGUGGCAACUCUAUUUCUCUAAGCAUACAUCUCGGAUGGAAGUCGUAUGUCAAGGCAAGAUUAACAACGGCAACGAUUCGGGAGCAACAGGGUAGGCCGUUACUUCUCUGCGCUCUUCCACCAUAUAGCUGGGAAUGGAACCUCUCGGAUCCCGACAUCAUAUGCGAUCUUCUGACCCUCGGCGCCAAUCCAGAUACCAUGGUUCACGACGUGUUUGACAUCCCUAUAUGGGUGUACAUUCUUGAGUCGAUACAGUUCAUCAAGGACAUUGACUACGAGACAUGUUUGAGGAUCGCCAAGCUGCUCAUCGUGCACGGCAUACGGACGCUGGUGGCCGAGACGGAUUUGGCCCACGUCGCGAAGCAAAUGUUGGAGAGUCUCAACUUGUGGGACCCAUUCUUGCUGGACCCCUUUCCGGGACCACGACAAUUCGUCCACAGGCGUUUUGAGAAGAUCCGUGGGUCCAGUGCUGGAGAGAAUGGUGACGCCGAGCCAUUGUACUCGUUCCUAGAUGUCCUGCAGAGUCUAGUGCGGGUUACUGAAAACUCCAACCCCUCCUUCGAGUCCUUUUUUUACUGA